GAACCAAUAAAAGAAAGUGAGGAUGAGGAUAAUCUUUAAAAAAAAUGUGGAAGAAAAAUGGCAAUGUGCCAUUUUAGGAGGAUUCAUAGGCCAUCUCAGUUGGACCCGGCAACGUUUCCUAAUUGCUAACUUUGCUCCAUCACUACACCUCAUACUUCUAAUCAUUCCAAUUGUUUUUUGUUUUUCUCAUAAUUAUCAUCCUCUUUUAACUCUCUUCAUAUGUUUUCACCAUUUUCAUUAUUAUAUUAUUGACAAUUACCAUAACCAUAUAUAUAACCCUCUCUCUCUCUCUAUCUAUCUUUGGGGCUGAGGAUAUUAUUAAUACCCUCACCCUCUUCCCAUCUCUUCCUAUCCGACCUAUAACAUCUUCUCAAGAUCAAAAUCAAAUUAAAUACAUGUAAUGUAAUGAUCCAUCGUUAUGAUUUUCUCUUUGUAUUUUCAGAUCAUUCUUUCACUUUCUCUAUCUUUUCUUCUACAUGCCUUCAACUUCAAGAAACACCUCCACUCUUUCUUGACUCUUCUCACCACCACCGAUAAAAAUAAUAAUAAGCUUGAUCUAAAAUGCACAAAUCAUCCAUUCUCAUCCAAAUCAAAGCCUAAGAUAUCUCUUCCACCUCCGCGGACGAUCCACGAGAUGAAACAAUUGAUGACUUGCACAGAGAGCAUUAAUGAGUAUCAAGGGGAUGAAUAUUGUUUGAGGAAUACGAGGGCGGUGGAGGGAGGUGUAAAUAGUAAUAACACAUUUCCUCCACCACUUUCUUCGUUAGACAAUAACUGUCAACCAAGUUAUAUUUUAUUACCGGUGAGGAAGGAUGGAAGAUUACAACUCAACAAAAUGAGAGUAGAUAGACCAGACAUUCUAUAUGCUAAUCGACAAGAUGGACGGUUGAGAUUGUAUCUUGUUCCAGAUGAAUGCAACGCAAAUGAUGUGGAACAAGAAGAAUAUUAUGAAGAUGAUGAAGAAGAGGAAGAAUAUUUGGAAGAGGAAGAAAUUACAAUAGUAGAAUCGGAAUCAGAAGAGGAAAUAAUGGGUGAAGAGAGUAGGUGUGAGGAAGAUGAUAGGGCUAGAGAGUGGAGUAAUAAUAAGAAUAAUGAAAGGUAUAGAAGGAGGUGUCACCAGCAAUUGGUGAAUUAUAUUCAUGGUAGCCAUAACAACUUAGUCAUGUAUGGAGUGGCCACAUAAUUUUGUUUUUUUGUUUGAACUUUCAAUUUCGUCAAUUAUGAAAGUUAAUAACUCUAUUUGUGAUUA
Messenger RNA from Medicago truncatula (barrel medic), 1249 nucleotides. RefSeq lists its product as uncharacterized. The transcript has a single exon. NCBI's taxonomy places the organism in Eukaryota, Viridiplantae, Streptophyta, Magnoliopsida, Fabales, Fabaceae. The record is from RefSeq and is a predicted model, not a curated record. The coding region runs from base 419 to 1183 and encodes 254 amino acids.